GUCAGAGUGAAUUUCCCCCAAUCACUCCAGAAAAUCUGCUCAAGUGGAUUUGCAAAUUGCAAUUCUCUGGUGCAAGUGACUCUUCCUGAAAACACAGAAAAGAUAUCAAAGAAGGCGUUUUACCAAUGCGCCUCACUGACUCGCGUCGCGUUGAAUCACAAUUUGAAGUUAAUUGGAAUGAGCUGCUUUUCGGAGUGUUCAAGAAUAUCAGAAAUAACAUUUCCAAACUCUUUACAGACUAUUGCAGCGGCUUCGUUCUAUAAAUGCACUUCAUUGCGACGAGUAGUGUUUGGGAGUGGUUUACAGGUCAUUCACUCCCUUGCAUUUUCAGAGUGUUCUUCGCUUGAAGAGCUUUCCUUCCCAGCAAAUCUGAAGGUCAUUCGCAAAAAGGCGUUUUUAAAAUGUCCAAACCUCAAAAGUUUGAGGUUUGGGAGUCAACUUGAAGAAAUUGGUGAUAAUGCCUUUUUCGAUUGUGAAUUAGUGACGUCGAUUAUUGGUAUACCAAAGAAGUGUAUAAUAGGUGAUAAUGUGUUUUUCAAGACGAGUGUAGCCGACGAGAGUUGGUGUUGUAUAUUAUGA
This is a messenger RNA of Entamoeba invadens IP1, 579 nucleotides long. RefSeq names its product leucine rich repeat containing protein BspA family protein. The annotation marks the transcript as partial. The transcript has a single exon. The record is from RefSeq and is a predicted model, not a curated record. NCBI's taxonomy places the organism in Eukaryota, Evosea, Mastigamoebida, Endamoebidae.